CUCCAACUGUCUACCAGCUAAAUACAACAUGUAUUGUACACACAUUUAAAAGAAGAAAAAAGACCUCACUUGCAGUCACUAUCAACAAAGAUUACAUGUCAGCUUGACCACACCUGUGAGUGUGUCAAAAAUUACACAUGGGCGUUUUGGACACGUGAGAGUUUACAGGAGGGGCCCUGUGAUAUAGUCCAUGCUCAGGAACUCUUGGACCACAGCACUCACACCAUAACCACACCUUCACACACAGCUGGGAUUCUGAGCCUGCAGGAUGACUUGCAACAAGGUGCUGUUCUUUUUGAAGAGUCUAUCGAGGCGAAAGCCAUUGGAGCCUGAUGGUGAAGAGUCCACCUUUAAGCGCUGCUUAACCACACUCGACCUAGUGGCCCUUGGGGUGGGAAGUACACUUGGUGCUGGGGUCUAUGUCCUUUCUGGGGAGGUUGCCAGAACAGUAUCUGGUCCCAGCAUCAUCGUGUCAUUCUUCAUUGCGGCAGUGGCAUCUGUGUUUGCGGGCUUGUGCUAUGCAGAGUUUGGCGCCCGGGUGCCCAAGACUGGCUCUGCCUACCUGUACAGCUACGUCACUGUCGGAGAGGUGUGGGCCUUCAUCACCGGCUGGAACUUACUGUUGUCAUACAUCAUAGGGACAUCCAGUGUGGCAAGAGCAUGGAGUGGCACUUUCGAUGACCUGAUUGAAAAUAAGAUUGCCAAUUAUUUGAGUAAAAAUACGCCAAUGAAUUUACCUGGCCUCGCUCCCUACCCGGACUUCUUUGCUGCUGGACUUAUCGUGGUUUUGGCAGGUAUCCUUGCAUUUGGGGUGAAGGAGUCUGCCAUUGUCAAUAAGAUCUUCACAGCUAUUAAUAUGUUAGUUCUGAUUUUUGUCAUCAUUUCUGGAUUCAUCAAGGGUGACCUUGGAAACUGGAAGAUAACAGAAGAGGAAAUUUGGAACUACACAGUAACUGCAAAUCUCUCAACCUCAAAUGAAACUUUAUCCAGUUUUGGAAGUGGAGGAUUUUUUCCAUUUGGUUUUGAGGGAACUUUUGCUGGAGCCGCUACCUGUUUUUAUGCCUUUGUGGGAUUUGACUGCAUUGCAACCACAGGUGAGGAAGUCAAAAACCCACAGAAGUCUAUCCCUAUAGGAAUUGUGGCUUCUCUUCUCAUCUGUUUCUUGGCUUAUUUUGGAGUUUCGGCUGCUCUCACCCUCAUGAUGCCAUACUAUCAACUAAACGUUCAGAGUCCCUUACCUGUAGCCUUUACCUAUGUGGGCUGGGAUCCUGCAAAGUAUGCUGUGGCUGUUGGAUCUUUAUGUGCUCUUUCAACAAGUCUGCUGGGAUCCAUGUUUCCUAUGCCUCGCGUCCUGUUUGCUAUGGCCAGAGAUGGGCUGCUAUUCAAACCACUGAGUAAAAUGAGUUCCAGACAGAGCCCUGUCAUCGCCACACUCUGUUCUGGAAUAAUAGCAGCAAUACUGGCCAUGGUGUUUGACCUGAAGGCUCUAGUAGACAUGAUGUCUAUAGGAACGCUCUUUGCCUACACCCUCGUAGCCAUCUGCAUCUUAAUUCUUCGGUACCAACCAGAUCUGGCUGAGAUCAGUGAGAAACCAGAAAUUGAGAAGAAAUGGAAUCUUUUCGCCCCCCCUAAAAAGCCUUCUGCUAAAAGUUCUAAACUUGUAUCUUUGCUGACCGUGCUUACCAUGGUGUUUGCGGUUAUCCUGAGUGUGGCCAUCACGAAAGGUGUACAAGCUAAUGUGAUAGCAGAGUGGUGGAUGAUUCUAAUUAUCACUUUGGUUUCGGUGGUGUUUCUUGUGACUGUCAUUAUUAUUUGGCGGCAACCGCAGAAUGGUACCAAGGCUGCGUUUAUGGUCCCACUUGUGCCACUGCUCCCCGUUUUCAGUACAUUCAUUAAUGUCUACUUAAUGGUCCAGCUGGGGGGUGAAACAUGGAUUCGCUAUGCAGUGUGGAUGGCAAUAGGCUUGCUCAUCUACUUCUGUUAUGGAGUGCACUUCAGUGUACAGAAGAAACGGAACCAGACUUCCAAACAUCCCAUCGAUGUUGAGACAACUGAUGUUAAAUUGGAGGACGAGAAAAAAUCUGGAUGUACUACACCAACGCUACAAACCAAGUUUUAAAGCAGACAUUGAUGUCCAGUGCUUUGUUAGAAACUACAGUAGUUUUUUUCUUCUUUACUGAAAUUUGAGUUAAAAUAAUGUAUUAUGAAGUAUAAAGAUGAAUUUGUAACAAACUAUAAAACAAAAUGUUGAACACAGAUGCUGACCGACGUGUACACUCUCUAUGUGAUGAAAGCAUGAAACUUAAGGGUAUAUAUUUGAAUUACUCAGUGUUAGUAGUUAAUAAGCUGUUAUUUUAUUAUAUAUUUAUUAUUCUUUUUACUAAUCAUAAAGCCUAUCAAUAACACAGAAAAUCUGGUACUAUGCAAACCUAUGACAUUCAAAAUGUGAAUCUUCAAUUCAAAAAUGUAUAUAAAUGGCCCUAGCUAGCAAAUAUCAUUGCACCAAACCAUGUUAUUUAUAGUUGGUUAUGGUAAACAAUAUAUUAUUUAUCUGUUAAAAAAAAAAAAAAAGACUGUGAACUUUUUUCUUGUGUUUUGUUCUUCUAGUUGAGCUUGAAGAUGCGGUGUAAGUGUAAACCCAAUGAAAUACUAAAAAACUUUGUAAGAGAAAUGUGGGCAUGUUUGGUCUUAUGUAGCAUUUUCCAGGCCUCUGUUAUGACUGUUAUUGUACUAACCUUUGAAUCGUAUAUUAGACAAUGUUUCCAAUACCCUAUUCAUUGUUGAGUGUCAAUAAAUAUAUAUAUGCAUAUGCAAUAUUUACAAUAAUUUC
Molecule: messenger RNA, 2830 nt
Organism: Labeo rohita (rohu)
Lineage: Eukaryota; Metazoa; Chordata; Actinopteri; Cypriniformes; Cyprinidae
Product: cationic amino acid transporter 2-like
Biological process (GO): amino acid transport; transmembrane transport
Cellular component (GO): plasma membrane
Molecular function (GO): amino acid transmembrane transporter activity
Source: RefSeq, a predicted model, not a curated record